Nylanderia fulva is the source of this 995-nucleotide messenger RNA. Lineage: Eukaryota; Metazoa; Arthropoda; Insecta; Hymenoptera; Formicidae. The record is from RefSeq and is a predicted model, not a curated record.
AGAUGGCAUCACUCUACUCAAUGCCAGUACCCCUUUAAUUCAAGAUGUCUACUACCAUGUUGGCAUGUCGUGUUUUCGGCCAACAAAUAUCUAAUUUUGUUGGUUCGACGAUUUCGGUGUUCUCUCAAGUACCCAGAAGAUACAGAUGGAAACUCGUCAAGCUACCAGAAAUUGGCCACGGCAAAGCUUUUCGAAGAAUUGUCCAUUUCAAGGAUAAGUACACGGUGGAGCCUUUGCAGGUUACAAACUUAGGAGGCAGGGAUCCCGUUACAGGUAGAGUAGCGGUCACUGGGAUACUGGAUUGGUUCAGGGAUGGACCUAAGGACCUUAAUGUACCGCCAAAGGAAGAAAAGGUCCUAGAGAUCUUCAAGGACGGUUGUAGGACGAGUUUCGUCGCGUUGGUCGGUACCGGACGCGAAUUGAAAUAUAUUUUAGCCACGAAAAAUAUGAAAUCGGGCGAUAUAAUACGUACUCAUCAAGGAAUACCGCGUAAUCCUGUAAGGCCCUCGGAGGGAGAUGCAUAUCCUCUCGGUGCUUUACCCGUAGGGACUCAGGUUCAUUGCAUAGAGAAAUAUCCAGGACUGGGUGGAUUCCUGAUACACGCUGCUGGCGGCGUUGCAACAGUAUUAAGGCGAGAAGAGGAUCGUGUGAUAAUACAGGUGGCAAAGAAAAGGACUUUCAGCUUGCACGAAACGUGUAUGGCUACGGUUGGACGAUUAUCGAAUACCGAACACAGUAGUACCCCGGUUGGCAGCGCGCAGAAAAAUCGGGAAUUGGGAAAUCGACCAAGGAGUGGAUUGUGGCAACGCAAAACAGGUAGAUUCGGUCGCAAAAUUAGAGCGCCUCCUAAAACUAAACGGAUCGAUUUGUCUACCGCACCACGUCCGGAAAUUCUUGUUUUGGAUAGUAAACACAAUGCUUAAGCUUCAUACAUACAUUGACAACUCACAAUUGCAGAUUAAAAUAUACAAUUAAAAUUUAUUCAGAACACUAAA